This is a messenger RNA of Scomber scombrus (Atlantic mackerel), 3195 nucleotides long. RefSeq names its product laminin subunit alpha-3-like. Lineage: Eukaryota; Metazoa; Chordata; Actinopteri; Scombriformes; Scombridae. The coding region runs from base 1 to 3195 and encodes 1064 amino acids. The record is from RefSeq and is a predicted model, not a curated record. Gene Ontology annotation, molecular function: signaling receptor binding. Gene Ontology annotation, biological process: cell adhesion; regulation of embryonic development; regulation of cell migration. The transcript has 24 exons.
AUGGAUGAUGUCCUGUCUGUGCUUAAGCAAAAGCUGCAGAACAUCAACAACCCUAGUUCACCCCACUGGAUUAACAAUCUGGAGACAAACAUCUUUGAAACCAAGGUAGAGUCCAUGCAGAUUCUGGUUGAGAAGUAUAUCACUGCUGUGAGACGUCUGGUUCCAAAGGUUGAACAGCUGGAAGUGGAUGUGAAUGAUAUCAGACACAACAUGAAUCAGCUGACUAACACGACUCUUAAAACUUCAUCAGAUCUGGAGACUGUCAUUCAGAGUGUGGAUGGAACAAAGCUGAAAGCAGAGGAUCUUUUCUUUGAAGCAAAAGCUCUCCUCAUAACAAUACAAGAUUUGAUAAAGCAGCAAGCUGAGAUGAAACCUAAAGAUCCCUUCACCAAAGAUGAAAUGGUCCGGAUGAUGGAGGAGGCUGAAUACAUUGUGAAGGAAAUGAGAAAGAGAGACUGCGCUGCUCAGAAAGACAAAGCUGGCAGUGAGCAAAAGGAGGCACACAAAUUAUUGGACUUAAUAAACAUGACAGUUCUUACGGAAACAAACCAGCCAGUACUGAAUAAGAUUGCAGCCUCUCUGAUGGCCUCAAACUCCUCUCUGAGGGAUCUGGCUGAGUUGAUGUCAGAUGCAGAGGAUGCAGUCAGGAGGGCAAAGGACCUUAAUAUAAAGAGUGGUACAGCUCUACAACAUCUGCCGCAUCUUGACACUCCGCUGGAAACUGAUAUGACUACAGACCUACUUAAGAAUAUUACAGACAUCUUAUUAACGCUCGAGGAAAUGAAAAAAGAAUUUGAAAAGCAUGCAGCUCAGGUAGAUGGUGGAAAGCAGGAGCUCUUUAAGAAGUUAAACAACAUCCUCCAAAUGAAGAUAGAUAUUGUACUUGAGGCUGAGGAGCAUGCAGAGGAGCUCGACAGACAGGCAACAGAAUUUGAACAAUUGCUUCAUAGUGCCACCAACAGAACCAGCCUGCCGCCUCUCCUGCAUACAGGUGUUAACAACAUUAUCAUAAAUGCCAUUGAAGAGGUGGAGAGGGCAGCAAAUCAGUCCAGGGAGGCUGCUGAGAGAGCCUCAAAGGAUGUGAAGGAGGAAGAUCUGGCCAACAGAGCGGAAGGUCUCAAAGAUAAUUCAUCCCGUUUACAGACAGAAGCCAACAAGACUCAGACUGACCUUACAAUGCUUUCAGAUACAGUGAACACCCACAAAGACCGUGUGAAUACGCAAAAGGAAAAAGGAGAAUCACUGACAACGGAGAUAUCAGCAGUCAUAGAUGACCUCAAAAAGAUCAAAAGAAAUGACACAGAAGAUCUAAUUCAGUCCGCGAAAACAGCUGCAUCUGCUUCUAACUACACUGUCAGUAAUAUAAUGGAAAGGCUGAAGAAUAUCAGCGAGGAACUCAAAAAUAUUACCAAUGUCGGAGUGAAUAAAAGUAAUAUAUUAAAUGAUACAGACCAGGCCUUGAAUAACUUGGACACAGCCCUCUCCAUGUUGAAACAUAACCUCACACAAGUUAAGGAUCUCAGUAGGACGUUGCAUCCUGAUGCCAACAUGACAGAAAGCAUUAGGCAAAUUAAGGAUCUGAUAGAGGAGACAAGAACCUUAGUUAAUAGGGUCCCCUUUGCCACCACUUUCAAUGGAAAGGGUCACAUUGAGCUUCAUCCUCCAAGAAACCUUGAAGACAUAAAAGCAUUUACAGCUGUUGAUCUGCUUCUCAAUCUUCAUCAAAACAAUCCUUUCAAGGCCGACAGCAGACGAAAGCGACGCCAGGAAAAACACAAAAAUGCCAACCACUUUGUUUUCUACCUUGGCAACAAGAAUGCUUCUGGAGACUACAUUGGGAUGGCUAUUAGAAGCAAUGUUUUGAUUGGUGUCUACAAGUUGGGUGGAGUUGUCCAUCAAGUGGAAACCAGCCAAAUAACAACAACCUCCAAUGUGAAUUCCUCUGACUUUGACAGGAUUAUGUUCUACAGAGUGUACCAAGACGCUGAAGUUAACAUUAGGAGCUUCCCAUCAGAGCAAACUGACAAUUUGCCAAAGUCUACAAAACGUAACCUUUCAAACUCAACGGCUGGAGUCCUCGACCUGGAUCCAGACAGUGUGGUUUUCUACGUGGGCGGCUACCCUGAAGAUUUUACUCCUCCAGUUGAGCUGCGUUACUCCAAGUACAAAGGAGCCAUGAAACUCUCCUACAUCAAUAACAAUCCUGUCUGCCUAUUCAACUACAAGCAUGCCGUCAAUUUAAAUGCAAAGGAGCAGACUGUGACGGUUCCCCAGUCAACGUCUGAUUAUUAUGAAGGGACUGGUUACCGCAUGGUGUUCUUGAAGCAGCCAGACAAGAAAAGGAGAAGAAUGUUCAAAUUCACCACAAACAGCCACGAAACAAAUGCCUUGUUAUUCUACAUUGGAAAUGAAGAGUCUUUUUUCUGUGUGUCUGUGGAGCAAGGCCUCCUGAUACUUCAAGGACAACAAGCAGGCCAAGUGCUCACACCUCAAAAGAGUGAUGAAAAAGUGUCUCUGAUUAAGGUACAGUUUACAAUCAUCAUAACAAUGACAGACAAGUUCGAGGUCCACUGUGGCAAGCAAAUGAUACGCACAGAGUACAUUCACUCAAAUUAUACAAGUUAUUACAUUGGGGGUCUACCGGCACAGCUCAGACAGAGACACAACAUCACAGCUCCACCGCUGAGAGGAUGUGUAGAAUACCUGCAUGCAGAUGGGGAGGCCGUUGAGUACAAUAAGACGAUUGGUGUCAGUGCUAGAUGUCCUCUCUCACUACUGGGUGUUCGUGCAGCUACAUUAUAUUCAGCUCUGUCUCUUGAUUCUCUGUUUGUCUGGAACAAAUGGCGAGUCUCUUUGGGCUUCAGGAGCAACGGCAACCAUGGUGACAUUCUCAGGAACAGCUCUCAGGGCUCCACCUCUGGCGACAACUUUCAGCUGUCCCUGUCUGAUGGCUUUGUAGUAUUUAGUAGUAAUAAUCAUACCUUGAAGUCAGAUAAAAGGUACAAUGAUGGGAGCUGGCACUACUUGUCUGCAGUGAGGUGGCCAACAGGGUUGGAGCUCAACAUUGAUAAUGAAAAUGUGACUCAGGGACUAUCUCCCCAUAUCAGUCCCAUGGAUCAAAACUUGAAAGGAAAGAAAUUCCAAGGCUGCAUCGCUAACCUUUAUUCAAGUAAUUUAUGUUUUAUAAAUCUCUAA